UACUACGAAUUAAGCGACCAGGCCAAGCCAAAAGGCCAAAGUUUUUGAUAGUUUCGCCGCUGGUGUCCCAGUUGAGGCGUGCAAGGCUCGUGCUUCCGCCGAUCGAGAGGAUUCAUUAGCUCCAGCAUCUCCGGCUUCCAAUUCCAGUAUUCCAGAGAUCCAAGCUUAAAAAGCCUCGAAGCGUCUCUUGGUAGUUGGCUUAAUUUAACUGCUGCUGGCAUAGCUAGGGCCUAGGAGGAGUUGGAGGGAGCAAACAUGGCUGCUGCCGCCACUUCGACCAUGUCCCUGCUUCCUCCCGUCACCCAGCGCCGGUGGCACGCCGCCGACUCGGUGGUCGUCCUCGCCGGCCGCCGCAACGACUCACGGCGGCGCCGCCGAUACGUCGUCCCGAGGGCGAGGCUGUUCGGGCCGGCGAUCUUCGAGGCGUCGAAGCUGAAGGUGCUGUUCCUCGGGGUGGACGAGGAGAAGCACCCCGGGAAGCUGCCGCGGACGUACACGCUGACGCACAGCGACGUGACGGCGAGGCUCACGCUGGCGGUGUCGCACACCAUCAACCGGGCGCAGCUGCAGGGGUGGUACAACAAGUGGCAGCGCGACGAGGUGGUGGCCGAGUGGAGCAAGGUGCAGGGCCGCAUGUCGCUGCACGUCCACUGCCACAUCUCCGGCGGCCACGUCCUCCUCGACCUCAUCGCCGGCCUCCGCUACUACAUCUUCCGCAAGGAGCUCCCCGUGGUUCUGAAGGCGUUCGUCCACGGCGACGGCAACCUGUUCAGCCGGCACCCGGAGCUGGAGGAGGCCACGGUGUGGGUCUACUUCCACUCCAACCUCCCCCGCUUCAACCGCGUCGAGUGCUGGGGCCCACUCCGUGACGCCGAAGCGCCGGCCGAGGACGAUGAACACGACGCCGCCGCCGCCGCCGAGGAGGAGGCGGCGCACAUGCCCGUGGGCGAGUGGCCGCGGCGGUGCCCGGGGCAGUGCGACUGCUGCUUCCCGCCCUACAGCCUCAUCCCCUGGCCGCACCAGCACGACGUCGCCGCCGCCGCCGACGGCCAGCCGCAGCAGUGACGGCGCCGCCGCCGCCGACGACGACGACGCGCUGCCGCUAGCUACACUACACGGUUCGUAGAUUAGCGAAUUCGUUUGGUUGCCCAAGGUACACACUACAGGCGACGCUUGCACGCAUGCAAUGGCGCCAAAGACGCUGCUUGCUAGCUAGCUCUGCGUUCAAUUCUUUAAUUAUUCGUAGUAGCUUCUAGCUCAGCUCUGCAACUAUAUAGCUAGCACAUGCUUGAUAUAUAGUAAGCUUAGGGCAAUUGAGUGGUGAUGAUCUUGUAAAUAGAAGAACACUAGCAAGCAAACAUGCUGCAAAUCAUGGCAUCAUCUCUCAUCUUGGGGAAGAAUUGGGAGCGACGGACGGUGUAAAGUAGAUUUUACUGCAAAAUGGCAAUUAGAUGAAGGAAGACAGACAACAGGGACAGACGUUUCUGAAUACACUCUGUGUUGAUCAGGAUAGCUAGGAGUGGAUUUGUAUAGCGAAUUAGUAACUGAUAUGUGUGAAUUAAUGAAACGAUUGAUUUGAUUA
Oryza brachyantha (malo sina) is the source of this 1582-nucleotide messenger RNA. RefSeq names its product protein STAY-GREEN, chloroplastic. The coding region runs from base 256 to 1065 and encodes 269 amino acids. The record is from RefSeq and is a predicted model, not a curated record. The transcript has 3 exons. Lineage: Eukaryota; Viridiplantae; Streptophyta; Magnoliopsida; Poales; Poaceae.